This is a messenger RNA of Fomitopsis serialis, 1665 nucleotides long. RefSeq lists its product as uncharacterized. Bases 1 to 1665 code for a protein of 554 amino acids. The transcript has 4 exons. The record is from RefSeq and is a predicted model, not a curated record. NCBI's taxonomy places the organism in Eukaryota, Fungi, Basidiomycota, Agaricomycetes, Polyporales, Fomitopsidaceae.
AUGCCCAUAAGAAAACGGAAAAUCUGUCAGGCCAUAGCCAAUCUGGGGGAUUGGGUCCCCAGAAAACGGCAGAAACAAUCCAGUCCUUGCAGGGAUGCUAGUACCAGUCCUCCGAGUCGCCCAGAGACACCUCCGACUUAUGGAGAGCCUGUUCUGCAGGAUCCCAAUACCACACCCAUGACACACCGAGUCUAUACAACAUUUGGAAGGGCGCGAGAACGACUCCAUGACCUCGCAGCAAGCUUGGCUUCACUACUGGACGAGAUAACGAGGCCUACAUGGCAACAGACCCGUCAACAAACACCUACACCUACCAACCCUGAGAAAGACUCCAAUACUCACAUGGAUGUCGACUCGAAUGCUGAGCCAUCGAGCUCUAGAUCACCUGCCGACUCGGAACUGCCAUACCACGGUCGCCCAACAGCGAGUCCAACUCCAAGUCGCCAAGUCACAAUUGAAGAUGUUCCCGAUGUGGACGACAUCUGUCAACCGGGAUCAAGCUCGGAGGGCUCGCAAAGCAAUGCGGAGACUCAUGGGAAAUUCGUUUCUGCACCAAGCACUGCCAAAGCUGAGGCUGCUUGGCAGGAUAUCUGCAACCUUCUCCGGCCGCGACGGAAGUCGGGGAAGGGCUUCAAGCACUUCAGUGGAGACAAACACCUGCAGAUGAUGCGCGCAACAUUGCAAAAUUACACAGAUCCGAUUGAGCCAAUGAGUUGGAAGAAGGCAUCAAUUGAGGCUGUCCGAGCCCUUGAUGGUGGAUCUGGCACUGCCGAGUCUGUCAGACGGUGGUGCCAGGCCUACAUCGCAGAUCGGAAUGACCUGCCACACAACCUGUAUGGGAUGUGGAAUGAAUCCAUCCUAACAGAUGAUGAGCUGGUCAGCGAGAUUCAUCUCCACUUGCAGGGGACUGGAAAACAGUGCAAGGCAGCAGACAUCAUCCAGUUCUUCCAGACCCCCGAGGUCCAGGAGAAAUAUGAACUUGAUGGCUAUGCACCCUCCCUCACCACCGCACAACGUUGGAUGCACAAGAUGGAUUACUGCUGGAGUGUAGGUCCACGGGGGCAGUAUAUCGACGGGCACAAGCGAGAGGAUGUGGUCACAUACCGACAAAAUGUGUUCCUCCCGGCACUCGCUGACAUCGAGGAUCGCCUCCAGACGUACGACGCAAAUGGCGACCCAAUUCCUUACUCAGACAAUGCUCUAUCUGCCCGCAAGAUGCCGAAGGGACCGAGUCCGUCACAGCCGUGUGCCCAGCGAUUCGGUGUUGAUAUCAAGGUUAAGGAUGGUGACGGGAAGCUCGUACAUGGCACGGAUGGCAAGCCUCUGAAGCAUCACAUCAAAAUGGGUGAUGCAAAGUUUGCGGAUGGGUCAAUGCAGCACCUGUAUUAUCCUGACACCUUCCCCGAGCAUCCCGAGCUAGCGGGGAAGUUCAAGGGCAUGGCACAGCUCUUGAUUGAACGCUACCCGAAGCAGCGCACAGAGAUCAUGGGCUUACGAACAGAAUGCCCAAAGUUCAAUUGUCCAAAAGGACGUACCAAUUGCUGCUGCCGGCGCAUGUUGUUCUCGGAGAGGGACUUUGCAGAUGUUCAAUCUCUUGUCGAGGAGGCAUGCUCUGCACAGGGCUGUCCUGUGUACGAUGCGUCAAUUUGUACCACAGGCAAGUAG